Messenger RNA from Papilio machaon (common yellow swallowtail), 2252 nucleotides. RefSeq lists its product as uncharacterized. Gene Ontology annotation, molecular function: protein binding. The transcript is spliced from 11 exons. The coding region runs from base 246 to 1781 and encodes 511 amino acids. NCBI's taxonomy places the organism in Eukaryota, Metazoa, Arthropoda, Insecta, Lepidoptera, Papilionidae. Gene Ontology annotation, biological process: regulation of DNA-templated transcription. The record is from RefSeq and is a predicted model, not a curated record.
AGUGAUAAAUUACAGUUUAACAAUAAUCUGUGAAGUGAAUUAAGUAUUUUGGAUAAGCUGUAACUUAAAACUAAGGUUUAACGUCUUGACGGAGCUCAUAUAAUUAGUGAAGUGUUGAUAAUGUUAACAGUGAUAAGUGGUUUUAAAUAUUAUUUAUCUUCUGUGAAUGUUUAUUAACCAUUUGAUUUAUUCAAAUUAUAAUUAAUUAGUGUUGUGAAUAGUGUACAUUAAAAAGCGUAUUCAAGAUGAUGACCUUAUACAGAACGAUUAAAGGGACCAGCACGUCAAGGAGGAAAAGGCGUGAAAGAAGCCUGGGCCCAUUUGACGCGGCGACGGGUGGGGAGAUGGUGUCACGACGUCGAAUCUUAUCGCGCUCCCGCGACGACCUCACACAGGCUUUCGCUACGCAAGUAGAGGAAGAGGAAGAUGUGUGGUAUCAAAAGGACAAACUUUAUAAGGAACACAUACAAGAAGUACUGGACAAAUGGACACAGAUCGACGACGAAAUCUGGGCGAAGGUGAUAGUGUUUGAGAAGAAUCGACGCGUGGCAAAGGCGUAUGCGCGUGCGCCGGUACUCACUAUCAAUGGAUCUGAUGACGGAUUUGACGGCAUGAGAAUCGGCCUUUGCGGAUUUGAUAACCCACUCAGAGACCCGAAGACAGAAGAAGUGAAGAAACACGUUGGACAGGGCGUGAAAAUAAAAAUGGAUGACGCCGGUAACAUACUCAUCAGACGCUACUCCAAGAGUAGUGUGUUUGUGAAGAGUACAGCCGCCACAAACAACGAGGAGACGGCGAUAGGCCAAGACAUACUUAAGCUGCCUGGAUACUCAUUGGAACAGGAGAAAAUAUUUAAGCUGUUCGACAUGAAGAAAUUCCAGUCGAAUGUGAACCGCGAACUUCGGCGCUCCUAUCCGGACCGGCGGAGGCUGGAGACGCAGUGCCUGAGUGCGGUCGCCUUUGUCAAGUCGGACGCAGACAUACUCGAGUGCCCCAUAUGGGUGCUCGUCAUCAACGUCGUCGCUAUGGAUAUGCUCAAAUCUAAACUGCCACCAGUACAAAGACCGCUGGAUAUCAAGAAUAGACCUCGCAUACCGAUUCCCGACGAAGACCCCUACAGCAUCGCCAGUUCUAACGCCAAUGGCUCUGGAUCUAGCGGCAGUUCCGGCGGAUACGGACUGGGUAACGGAUUGGGUAACGGACACGGCAACGGCCACGGCGUGGUGGCGGCGACGCGGGAGCAACUCAUGAUGCAGAUGGGACAGAAGAGAGGAGAGAAGCCGCCCAAGCUUCCACCGCGGGAGAACGGCUACGGACCUGCUGAUAUUCCCAAGCCGGAUUACGAUGACAUUGAAGUGAACGGACGCGUCCCGUCGCAGUUCCCGAGAGGCAAAUCGGAUAAAGGAAAAGACAACAAGAAAUACGAUGACCCGUACUACUGUGGGCUGCGUGCUCGCGUACCCAACUUUGUGAAGGCGAAUGGGAAGCACGUUCUGCCGACGAUGACGGAGCGGCUGACGCUAAAGGAGGCGCCGGUGCCCAGCAAGCGGUACAGCGUGGCGCACGCGCACCCCGGGCCCUUCCUACCGCACAUGCCGCCCUUCGCGCAUGCGCCCAUGCCGCCCGCAGCCCUUUGGCACGCCCGCUCCUACGAGAGCGGAAUCGAUGGCGAGCACUACGACCCAUAUGCACUAUACGGCCGACUGCCAGUACCCGGCCGCGGCUUCCCGCCCCCGCCCGCACCCCACGCCCGCCAAAUGUUCAUCGGAGAAUGGGACUAGAUUAUACGGGACCUAUUAGGAACUAACUCGAUUGUAUAUCGUUGCAUCGAUGUUGUGGAAAUUUGAAAUCGAUUUUAUUAUAACAAAGACUAAUGCUCAACUAUAUAGAAACUGAUAAUUUGGCUAAUAUGUUCAGGGUAUACACUAGCCUGUAACGUAGUCUGUUCCAUCUAUCCUUGAGAUGCCGGACUAUAAAUGAGUGUAGCCACUCUAAUUACUAAACUAUUCUUGAUUCGUUUAGAUUUCAAUAAUAUCGAUGUGACAGUAUAAUUAUUGGAUAAUGUGUAAAUAUUCAUACUCUUUGUAAAUUAUGAAAUAUCUGAAAAACGGUCCGUCCUGACUUGGAUUAUAAUUCGAUGAAUGGUUUAAUGAAUUUUAAAUCCUGAUAAUAUUAAUUAGUAAUUACGAUGUUUUGUAAAAUUGGCAUAGAUCGUAUUAUUUACGUAUACAGCUAUCAUAAAAGCGUGCAUA